UUAGGUAUCUCCUUCCUCGUGCACUGGAAGUACCAACGACGUCGAUUCGUGUGCGUCCUGGGCGUCGUCGCGCAUCCCUUUACCCCGACGUUAACGCAAAAAAAGGGACGGAAGAAAGCAAAAUAAAGUGCAAAAGAGCAAAACAACGCAUUCGAUCUUUAGCACAAAAAAAAUACGCAUCGUUCGCGGAACCGGCACACUUCCGAAUCAUUCCACUGGCGAUAAAAACCAAAACAAACCAUCAUAACACACCAUGAGCGUUAAGAUGACGAGGUACAAGCAUGCAGAUUUUGCGGACGACGAUAGCGUCGGCAGCGUCCAAUUGACGGAAGGUAUAAGUUCAAGCGCGACGCACAUCCGUUACCACACGGGAAGCAGCAUGUGGAAGAAGCGAUCCAUGCUUGAGAAAGCCCUCCUGGUCUUAGUGGGCACCCUCCUAUUCGUCGUCAUGGUCUUGGCAUUUCUAUUGAGCUCGGCGGAUCGGAGGAUACGCGAAGCAAAACUGGUCAAUCAUAAACCAACCACGAUUCCCGACGAACUAUCCAUGAUGCCUUGUUUAAAUAAAUCGUGCAUUCACAUUGCCAAUGGUAUUCUGGAAUCGAUGGAUCCUGCGGUGGAUCCUUGCGAAGACUUUUACUCGUAUGCCUGUGACGGUUGGAUUCGUGCGAAUCCAAUACCCGAAGGAAAAAGCACCUGGAACAGCUUCUUGAAAUUGGAGCAGAAGAAUCAGCAAAUUAUUAAACACGUUCUAGAACAACCCCUAGACGAUCUAAAAUCUAAGGCCGAGCAGAAAGCUAAACUGUACUACGAGUCCUGCUUGGAUCUGAAUGACACCGUCGAAAAUCUUGGGGCUAAACCAAUGCUAGAGCUGUUGAAGAAUAUCGGGGGUUGGAACAUCACCGACAGCGGUUUUAACGUAAAUCGCUGGAGCUUGCAGAACACGCUUCAAAUUAUCCAGAAUCAAUACAACAUAGGAGGUCUAUUCUCAUACGCCGUUGGUGAGGAUGACAAGAAUUCUACGAGGCACGUGCUCCAGGUGGAUCAAAGCGGUUUGACCUUACCAACCAGGGAACAUUACCUCAACAAAACCGAGCACGAAAAAAUUCUGAAUGCUUACUUGGAUUACAUGACAAAGGUUGGAGAAUUGCUCGGUGGAGAUCCCAAUUCCACCAGAGAUCAGAUGAGCGGCGUCAUUGAGUUCGAAACCAAAUUGGCAAAUAUCACUAUACCUAACGAGUUGCGAAGAGAUGAAGAAACACUAUACAAUCUGCUGUCCGUUGCGGAACUUCAGGAUCGCGCUGGAUUCAUCAAUUGGCAGUUGUUCUUCGAUAAUGCCAUGAGGAUAGUGAACAAGAAGAUUAGCAGCAAAGACGAUGUCGUUGUUUACGCACCCGAAUACCUUUCUAAUUUGACGCUUUUAAUCGAAGAGUACAAUAAGACCGCCGAAGGAAAAAUAGUUUUAAAUAAUUAUUUAGUUUGGCAGACGGUUCGCACCUUUACAGGUUGCUUAUCAAAGGCAUUCCGCGAUGCCUAUAAAGGCUUAAGAAAAGCUAUGAUGGGCUCGGAAAGUGGAGAAGAAGCUCAAUGGAGGUACUGCGUUUCGGAUACGACAAAUGUUUUAGGAUUUGCGGUUGGAGCAAUAUUUGUACGUGAGGUUUUCCAUGGUGACUCAAAGGUUCAUGCAGAGACUAUGAUCAACGAUGUAAGAACGGCCUUUAAAAGAAACUUUAAGAAUUUGGACUGGAUGGACAAGGAGACAAGGAAAGCGGCCGAGAUCAAAGCAGAUGCCAUCUCUGAUAUGAUAGGUUAUCCGGACUUCAUACAGGACCCAAAGCUUCUCGAUGAACGAUAUGCGAUCUUGGAAGUGCGCAACGACACCUACUUCGAGAAUAACAUCAAUUUGAACAAAUACACGCUUAGAAAAAACCUGGAGAAGAUCAAUCAGCCUGUGAAGAAAACCACAUGGAGCAUGUCGCCAUCCACCGUCAACGCGUAUUAUACUCCCACUAAGAACCAGAUGGUGUUUCCCGCUGGCAUCCUGCAAUCUCCCUUUUACGAUCCCAGUUUCCCUUCCAGCCUGAACUUCGGAGGAAUGGGGGUAGUCGUUGGGCACGAACUUACGCACGGUUUUGACGAUCAGGGACGAGAAUUCGAUAAAGAUGGAAAUCUGCAUCAGUGGUGGAACAACAAGACCAUCGAAAAGUUUAAGGCACGCACCAAGUGCGUCGCACGUCAGUACAGUAAAUAUCAGCUGAAUGGGAAGAAUUUGAAUGGGAACCAGACUCUUGGUGAAAACAUCGCGGAUAACGGUGGACUUAAAGCCGCCUUCCAUGCUUAUAUGGAUCACAUGAAGGGAAAACCAGAUCCCCAGAUGCUGCCCGGUCUAAGUCUCAACCAUAAGCAACUCUUCUUUGUUGCUUUCGCCCAGGUGUGGUGCACCGCUGUCACUAAAGAAUCGGCCAGUCUGCAGAUAGAGAAGGACCCUCACUCUCCAGGCCGAUACCGGGUCAUCGGGUCGCUGACCAAUUUGCGCGAAUUCAGCGACGAGUUCAAGUGCAAACCGGGCAGCCCCAUGAAUCCGAAGGGCAAAUGUGAGGUGUGGUAGAAACAGGGCACCCGCGGCCAACGCACUCAAGUCGUAGGCGGCACACAGAUCAUCUUGUAUUGAAUUUUAUUUUCGUUUUGUUUAUCCUUCACAAAAAUCUCACAGCGUCGCGCUUCAAGGGUAUGCCCAAAAAGGUACUUAACACGAAGAGCAUUUCAUAAAUGCUUGAAACUAUACAAAAUACCGUACCUUAUCUUAUCGAAACGAACAAAAAUUUCCUUAUAAAAAGAACAUUUACAUAUGAUUUAUAUUUUGGGCCAUAUAGGACCCUUUGAUUAUAAAAUACGAUUUACGCAACAUCUUCGUUUUCAUCUCGGGCAGAGAAACCUAAUUACUUUUUCUUUGUUAUUACAAAGUAAAAAUAAUGCACGCUAACUGAAAAAUGUAAAUGAAAGCUUUAGUUGAGUAAGUAAUUUAUUAUUUGAAAAAAGGAAACCGAUUUCGUCUUCCCACACAUUCGAAAAAAAACAUUUGAAUCUUCCAUAUCACAACACAAACAAAAAAAAUCCAAAACAACGCACACUUAAAUAUUUAUAGCAUUAUAGAGAAGAAUAAAAGAAUCAGAGAGGUGAACACAAUUGUACUUUUUUUUUAAUAUCGAAAAGAAAAACAUGAUUUUUUGUUUACUAUAUUUUACUGUGAUAAUAAAUGAAGUUUAGAACCGUAAUUAAUGUGAAAUGUAUUUUGCAUUCUUUUCUUCUUUCUUGUGGCUCUGCGUGCAACUCUGAAUGGCGAAGCGUAUUUACACAGUGAUAAUAUUUUAAAUAGCUACCGCCGCCUCAUAUUCUAUCUCUAAACUCUCGCCAUUUGUUUUACAUUUACAAUCAAUCGUUUUCCAGUAGUCUAAUAUAUUGUACAUAUUACAUUUAUAAAUAUCCCAAUUGUCGCAACAGCUAUACCAAGUUAAAUAUCCAUUUACUAAAUUAAUUUUCAACAAAA
Molecule: messenger RNA, 3544 nt
Organism: Nicrophorus vespilloides
Lineage: Eukaryota; Metazoa; Arthropoda; Insecta; Coleoptera; Silphidae
Product: endothelin-converting enzyme 1
Exons: 11
Coding region: 254-2605 (783 amino acids)
Biological process (GO): protein processing
Cellular component (GO): plasma membrane
Molecular function (GO): metalloendopeptidase activity
Source: RefSeq, a predicted model, not a curated record